AUGGAGAAAUCAUUAGCUGACGAUAUUCUCAAAGAAUUCGACCGCAUCUUAGCUGGGGACGGCGUUGAAAGAUUGGUAGGCCCCGUCGAUGUACCUGCUCGAACACUCUCCCCAGUCUCCAGUAGAGCCAUGAACAAGCUGAAGAAGCCUGCGCCAACGUCGUCCAACGAGCACCGAAGUAUCUCGAAGAACUCGCCAAGCACGAUCAGAUCUGUGGCCUCGGAGCCCGUCCGCCUCGAAUCAACUCCGGAGAGCAGCCAGCAGACUCAGGGCAACAAUAGUUCUGAGAUAAUGCCACAUUCGACGAAAGACCUCCCCGCUUUAUCCACUCUUACCUCCCAACCUCCUUCAGCGUGGCAGAACUCAGUCCCGCGUGUUGGGAAUGGCUUAGUACGGACGAUGUCUUCUGAGUUCGGGGUGACUAGGACGCUCUCCAACUCGAACCUGCGCACCGCAGAUGAUGGCCCCUCCAACACCAAUGGUAACACAACGUCGCCGGUCCUAAGCCCAGGAGGAGCCGCCCCACAAUGGAGCUCUGCUGUCGGUCGGGCGAACCUAGGGAAGUCUGGGAGAGUCAUCGAACGGUUGAUGGGAGAAAAUGAUAUGCUCAGACGCGAUCUCAACAUUGAGCGCCUCAGAGCGGAGGAAAUGAGGCAAGCAGUCAAAAUGGCCGAGGGCAGGAUGGAAGCCUUAACCCAAGAACAUGAGGGAAAACUACAUGAAGCCGCUAUCAACAAGACCCUCUUGAAAAGAAAGGAACGUCAAGUGGAUGAUUUAAAGGCCCAAAUCGAUGGUGAGAAGCGAAAGGCAAACAAUGCGAUGGAGAGCGAACGCACGUGGAGAGACGCGAUGGAAAAAUUGGAGGAGGAGAGUAAGAGAAAGGUUGAGGAGGCACAGACUAUUGCUACGCUAAUGGAGGGGAGAAAUAAUACGAUGACUGGUCACUGGAGGGAGCAGGGUGAAGAAGUCCAGCGGGCAAUCAACAAGCACAAGAAGGUUAUCGAAGUUAUAGUUGAGCGGAGGAUAAGUGACGACAAGAGAAUCAACCUUUUGCAAAUUGUGUGCGAUCAGCGAGCGGCAGCGACUGAAAUCCUAGAGAACAAGAAUGCGGAGAUCCAGGCUGCUUUCGACGAAUACAAGCGAGUGCAAGAAGAAGGAUUGGCCGACAUCAAGCGCAAUGCGAGAGAACGAGAAGAGAGACAGGAAGCAAUUAUCGAGGAGUCACAGCGGGUGUUAGGAGAAUUGAAGUGGGCUUUGGGAGUACAGAAGAACUUACGUGAUCCAUGA
Messenger RNA from Venustampulla echinocandica, 1287 nucleotides. RefSeq lists its product as uncharacterized. NCBI's taxonomy places the organism in Eukaryota, Fungi, Ascomycota, Leotiomycetes, Helotiales, Pleuroascaceae. The record is from RefSeq and is a predicted model, not a curated record. The transcript has a single exon. The coding region runs from base 1 to 1287 and encodes 428 amino acids.